GUUAUGGUUUCCAGGGUCUCCCCCAGUCUUGUGUGUGUCCUGUGUGUGAUCCUGCUCCCGGCUGUGUGGGCUGACUACUGCGCCAGCUACAGGGACAAGAAUGGUUACACUCAUGAUGCUGUGCAGUGUCACCCUUAUUUCUGCUGUGGAGACUGCACCAACAGACAGUGCUGCAAUCAAAAGACAUACUAUAUAAGUCAGGCUCAACAAGAGCACUGCUCUGGAAGGGGUGGCUCUGAGAAAAAAAGCCGCCUCGCUACGCUUCUGGGAAGCAUCCUAGGGUCGAUUUUUCCCAUCUUACUCUGUGUGGGCCUCGUCAUCUGCUGUGUGGCUCCUUGCUGCUUGUUCUACAAGAAGUGCAGGAAAGGACGCGGACGAGCAGCUCCAGAAAACGCCAUAUACAACGUGCCCCAGCCCCCACACAAUCCACAGCCACACCCCUCCGGAUAUCCUUCGUCCCACCCCGGCUACCAGCCUGUACCUGCACAGCCUGGAUUUGGAGGCCUACCCUUCCCUCAAGCACCACCAUCAUACGGCGAUCCAAAUAACCCUCCAGUUGCAUACCCCAUGUUUCCACUCCCCGGGCGGCAAUAUGCAGAGCCACCACCAAAGGCAGACGAAGAGGCCCCGCUGCCCUACAACCCUGCUUACCCCGAACUUACUGGAAUGUAA
This is a messenger RNA of Centropristis striata (black sea bass), 672 nucleotides long. Its product is annotated as protein shisa-5-like. The transcript has 5 exons. NCBI's taxonomy places the organism in Eukaryota, Metazoa, Chordata, Actinopteri, Perciformes, Serranidae. The record is from RefSeq and is a predicted model, not a curated record. The coding region runs from base 4 to 672 and encodes 222 amino acids.